CAAAGAAUUAUCUUGUCCUUGAUUUGGAAGAACAUCUCAUUCUGAUUUCAUUUCCGAGUUCAUUCAACAUUCUUGUCUCGUAUUCUUGUGCUUCCAUUCUUCCAUUUCCCAUCAUCAUUCAUUCUCUUGACACCAAAAUCACAGCCAUUCAAUUGAUUGCAUAUGCAACAAUCCAACAUAUAUCGUCAUAUCGAAGAUCCUUGCCUCUCGAUUAUUCCCUUGGGCCUAUCCCAUCCCAUCCAUAUUUCAUCCCAAUUGAAAAAAAUUCUUGAUUCGUCCCCAGUUAUCACCUCCAGAAAUUAAAUCAAGGACCUCAGACAAGGGUUCUUGGUCCAAGCUUGCGAAACAAAAAGUAUCCUGGUCGUCCAUCACUUUGGUCUCAGUCCUGGCUCUUUUUAUUUCCUUCUUUCCCCCAGUCGCAUCCUCGAUUUCCGUCCCUUCUCUUUUCCCUUUCGAACGUCGACUUUCCUCUCCCUUAUUUUUGCUCGCAUGAGCAGGAAUAAUCUUCAUUAAUUAUCAUCCUCGAAAUCAAAAUCAAUUGCGUGCGUCAUUCCACGAUAUCGUGAAGAUAUCACUUGGUAAUCAUGGCCAAUGAUACCAGUAGUGGUGGAUCCAGUUUAUCGGGUUUGGUAGCGACUUUGGUACCGACCUUCAUUGUGGCUGCCGUGUACUUUGUCAUCUUCUUGAUCUUGCGCAGAUCCAACGUACGAUGGUACGCUCCGAGAACGUAUCUGGGUGCAUUGCGCGAGGAAGAACGAACGAAACCCCUUCCAUCAGGAUGGUUCAAUUGGAUUGGUCCUUUUCGCAAAAUUCCAGAUAUUUAUGCCCUUCAACAUCAAGGUCUCGAUGCCUAUUUGUUUCUUCGAUUUUUGCGCAUGACGGUGGUCAUUAUGUUUGUGGGUUGCUGUAUCACAUGGCCAGUUCUGUUCCCCAUCAAUGCGACGGGCGGAGGUGGAGCAAAACAACUGGAUAUGCUCUCUAUGGGUAAUAUAGAUAGUUCUACAUCGGCUGGAAGAGAUCGAUACUAUGCUACUUGUUUUAUUGGGUGGAUUUUCUUUGGAUUUGUUCUUUUCCUUGUUACAAGAGAAACUAUCUAUUACGUCAACCUUCGACAAGCUUUCUUACUCAACCCAACUUUCGCAAAUCGCAUCUCUUCAAGAACAGUUCUCUUCAUCUCUGUUCCUGCACCAUAUCUCGAGGAAAGCAAACUUCGAAAAGUCUUUGGAAGUGCAGUACGUAACAUUUGGAUCGCUGCAGAUUCCGGAAAGGUGGAGGAACUGGUUGAGAAGCGUGAUGAAAUCGCCAACAAACUUGAAAGUGCAGAGGUCAAACUUAUCAAGACAGCAAAUGGCGAAAGACUCAAGGCAAUCAAGAAUGGGGCGAGUCAAGAAGAACAACCCGUCAUAGAAGAUAAUGGUGAAUCGGGAUCAUUGGCCUCGAGAUGGUUGCCUCAAAAGAAGCGUCCCACACACAAGCUUGGCAAAUUUGGUCUCUAUGGAAAGAAGGUCGAUACAAUCAACUGGGCUCGAAGUGAAUUGGAAACUCUCAUCCCGGAAACCGAAUCCGCUCAAAGUACUUAUUUGGCUGGAGAGACUAAGAAGGUUGGAUCGGUAUUCAUCGAAUUCGCUCACCAAUCGGACGCUCAAAUCGCAUUUCAAACUCUCGCUCAUCACCAGGCCCUUCAAAUGUCUCCUAGAUAUAUCGUCAUCUGGAAAUCUUUGACCAUCUCAUGGUGGCAAAGAGUUGUUCGUAGAUUUGCUGUGGUUGGAUUCAUCGCUGCUCUGAUCGUUUUCUGGGCUAUUCCAGUCGCGGCUGUUGGUCUUAUUUCAAACGUCUCAUACCUCGAACAAUUUAGCUGGCUUUCGUGGUUGAAAGCAGUUCCAAAUUGGAUUAUGGGUGUCAUCUCUGGUCUCUUGCCUUCUGUCGCUCUCUCGAUCCUCAUGUCACUUGUUCCUAUUAUCAUGAGACUUUGCGCAAGACUCUCCGGUGAACCAACUACUGCACGCGUAGAACUCUUUACUCAAAACGCAUACUUUGCCUUCCAAGUCAUUCAAGUUUUCUUGGUUGUCACUAUCGCAUCAUCGGCAUCAUCGGUUUUGUAUCAGCUCAUCAACAGUCCAACUGGAAUUCUUUCCCUUCUUGCGAAUAAAUUGCCCAGUGCUUCCAACUUUUACAUCUCAUACUUUAUUGUUCAAGGUUUGACUGUGGCCGCUGGAGUCAUUUCUCAAGUUGUUGGAUUCUUUGUUUUCAAGAUUCUCUACAAGUUCUUGGCCACUACUCCACGAAAGAUGUAUCAAAAAUGGACUAGCUUGAGUGCCAUCUCAUGGGGUAGCACUCUUCCAGUUUUCACUAACAUUGCUGUCAUUGGUAUUACUUACUCAUGUAUCGCGCCACUUGUGAUGGGUUUCGCGACUAUUGGUAUGAGUUUGUUCUAUCUCGCUUACAGAUACAAUAUCCUCUUCGUCACCGAUACUCAAAUCGAUACCAAGGGUCUUAUUUAUCCACGUGCUCUCCAACAACUUCUCACCGGUGUCUACCUUUCGGAGCUUUGUUUGAUUGGUCUUUUCGCCAUUGGUAAAGCAUGGCCACAAAUGGUCCUCAUGAUCAUAUUCCUCAUUUUCACAGCUUUAUACCACAUUUCUCUCAACGCAGCCAUGGGCCCACUUCUGCACACCCUCCCCAAAACUCUCGAGGCCGAAGAGGAAUCUAUCCGCGGCGAGCUCGAAGCCGGUAUGAGCGGUAGCCCCACAGUCUCCCACGAGAAACAUAACGAGAAAAACGGAUCCAGCGACCUGAGUCCUCACUCCAAGCCCCAAGGCGGUAUUUUUGCUAAAUUCUUUAAACCCCAUAUCCAUUGCGAUUACGCUAGCAUGCGCAAGCUUGUUCCUCACGGUAAUCUCGAUCCCGAAAAUCUCUACGAUGAUGUGACUGCUCGGAAUGCAUACUUUCCUCCCGCUAUUGUCUCCGAGGCACCACUUUUAUGGAUCCCGAGAGAUCAGGCUGGAAUCAGUGCUCAGGAAGUGGCUCACACGAGUAAGGUUAUUCCAAUUACCGAUGAGGGAUGUACGCUUGAUGAGAAGAAUAAGUUGGUUUGGGAUGUUGAGGGAGCGAGACCACCACUUUGGCAACCAAAGAUUUUCUAUUAGGCUAUGCAUGGAUAGAUGGAAGGGAAGGGAAUGGAAAUAUGGAAGAAUAUUGAUAAUAGAUCUUUCAGGAUCUGAAUUUCAUGAAAUGAGAUUGGAUGCGAUGAGUUGAGAUGUUUUUUAUACCCCGGGAAAUCGAACGGAACGGAACGGAACGGAACGAUGAAUAAAUAAAUAGAUGGAUGAGGACGGAGUUGGUAGUUUUUACCAUACUCUUUAAUGUUUUCUACUUUAAUUUGGUGGAGGUUGGGAUGGAUCUGUGGAUGUGUGGAUAUCUGGAUGAAAAGAAAGAAGAUGUGUUUUUCUGAUAUCUGGAAUCUGGAAUCUGGAAUCUUUGAGUCUUCGAAUCUUGAGAUUGCGUAAGGGAGUAAGAGGUAGAUGGUUAGAUACCCCAAGGUCUGAAACUAAAAAAUAAUUGUUUAUAAAUUCUUGGGGGUGUAAUGAAUGAGAUGUGGUGUGAUGUAAUGUGGCCAAGCGGUGUGAUUGAUGGAUCAUUUUGUCGUUGAGCCUUUGUAAAAUUUGUAUUACAUUACAUGUUCAUAACUAUGUAUGUUUAUAUUUUAUAUGAUCUUACGUUAUAUAUAUAUAUACAUACAUAUACUUAAUAGGUAGUUAACUAUUUAGU
This is a messenger RNA of Botrytis sinoallii, 3768 nucleotides long. RefSeq lists its product as uncharacterized. The transcript has 5 exons. Lineage: Eukaryota; Fungi; Ascomycota; Leotiomycetes; Helotiales; Sclerotiniaceae. The coding region runs from base 585 to 3146 and encodes 853 amino acids. The record is from RefSeq and is a predicted model, not a curated record. Gene Ontology annotation, molecular function: calcium-activated cation channel activity. Gene Ontology annotation, cellular component: plasma membrane.